AUGGUGGAUGGCGCAACGGGAUGGCAAAUGGAUAUGUGCCACAGUCACGCCAAGGCGAACGGUAUGCUGGUCAAGGGGGCCAGUGGAACAACGGAGGUCAAGGUGGCCAGGGUAAUUUCGGCGGCCAAGGAAACUUCGGCGGUGGUCAAGGUGGCCAAGGAAACUUCGCCGGAGGCCAAGGUAACUUUGCUGGUCAAGGUGGCCAAGGCGGAGGAAACGGCGGAUAUGGCUCAUCUACAGGAGGCUUCCGAGGAAGAGGAAGAGGCCGUGGCGGCAACCGCGGCAAUAACGGCGGCGGCCAAUGGAACAACGGUGGCCAAUGGAACAACGGCGGUGGUCAAGGAGGCCAGUGGAAUAACUGUGGUCAAGGUGGCCAAUGGAACGAUCACAGAAGAGCUGAAGCCUAAUUGCGUCUUUAUCAGUGAUAAGAGACCUAAAGGUCACGGCACAAGCGCUGAAAAAGAAAAAAACAAAGAGAACGGUACAAGUGCCGAAGAAAUUAAAGAAACAGAACUAGAAGUCAGCACAAGCGCUGUUCACGAAAACGGCACAGGCGCCAAAGAAGAGCAAACUACGCACACAGCGUAUGAGCUGGCUCAGAUGAUCAAGGAACUGAACCAGGCGAUUCGGGAUAAGGAAAACGGAAUCCCAGUAACAGAAGCAAAAAGGGCUCAGAUGUCUCCGAAAGUGAAGAAAGCAGCGUCGUUAGUAGCAUCACUGCAAAGGUCACUCGGUAAUGGUGAGGAAGGGCCACCACCCGAGAAGAACGAAAGAUCACUAAACGCGAUGCUGGAAGAAAAAGAGCCAGAAAGGUCAGUUCCAAAAAUUGAUGAAAGGUCACCCGAAACUGGUGAGGAAGGGCCGCCAGUUGAAAAAUCAGAAAGGUCACGGAAUACCGCUCAAGCAAAUGAUUGCUUGGAAGACGAAGAAAGGGAUAGGUCACGAGCAAGGAUUCGCGCAACACGAACAAAUCCAAGGACAGCUGCACGAAACGGACGAAAGUCCAAGGAAAAGAACAAACCUCUGCCCGAAAAACGAAAAGCGAAAAAACUUAGCGCUUGUAAGGACGAAGGCGAUGACGUUUCAACAGAAAUUGAAGACGAAGGCGUCGAUGAGCGACCGAUCGAGAAAAAGAGCAAAGGUCAAGCGCUCGAAGCAAAUAAUAGCAGCGAAUCCGACUCGGAAUUCUCGAGUAAGAGCGACAACUCGACCACUUCUGAAGAUUCUGGAGUGAGUGACCUUUCAGAUCAAGAAGAUCUGCGUGACCUUGACGAAGACGUUGAAAAGAACGAAGAACAAGAGAAAGAGAUCAUUGUUCGAGGUGUUAAAGUGCAGAGAGCAAGAAUCCCAGAACGAGCAAGCAAAGUCUACAGCGACCAGCGAGUCAAGUUAAGACCAAACUUGGCGACGCGCGUAAAGGUCAAAAUGGGAGGUCAUGUACCGCGUGCACAGAAGCUGAUGUACACAGUGACGCCACAGAAAGAUAAUGAAGUCCGACCGAGAACGGGAGUAACGGACCAUAACGGCACUCGAUUUGAAAUCGUCAUAGAAAACCGGAGCAAAAGCCGAAAGACCGUAAGGAAGGGCCAAUUUCUCGGUUACGUAGAACAUUACGAACACCUUGAGAAUGUAAAGGUCAACUCGGCUGGCGUUGUGAGAAACGUUUUCGAAGAUCCGGAAGUGGAUGCAAAGACGAAAAAAGAAUUGAAUGACAUCAUUGAAAGAUUAAAGUUAGAAUCAGACCUAACUGAAGAACAAAAGAAUGACGUGCGAAAUGCAUUUUGGGAGUUUUGGAAAGUUCUCCCCACGUCAAAGAAACCGUACGGCGAAGUCAAAGGGGUAACGCACACUAUUGACACAGCCGAUGCAAAACCGGUUAAAUGCAAUCCGGCAAGAACAAGCUGGAAAGUUCGUGAAUUCAUCACGAGCACAUCGAAGAGAUGUUGCAGCAAGAUGUCAUCGAGCCGUCCGACGCGGAAUGGAGUUUCCCGGUCGUAUUGGCCGCAAAGAAAAAUGGCGACGGAACUAUAG
This is a messenger RNA of Paramacrobiotus metropolitanus, 2031 nucleotides long. RefSeq lists its product as uncharacterized. The transcript has 2 exons. NCBI's taxonomy places the organism in Eukaryota, Metazoa, Tardigrada, Eutardigrada, Parachela, Macrobiotidae. The coding region runs from base 1 to 2031 and encodes 676 amino acids. The record is from RefSeq and is a predicted model, not a curated record.